AGUCCAAAUGUUUCCUGAACGUCUCUAAGGAAUGCUUUGUGUUUUUCUCCUGAGAAGGCUAUCCUGGUAUCCUAUUGUUGAUAAACUCUGCUUUAUCUUGUUGUAAGAUUGUGCACAUUGUAUAAUGAUGUUGGCAGCUGCUAUUUGAUAUAUAUAUAUAUAUCAGAGACCACCCACGUGAGUCACUUUAUGCCAAAUUAAAAUUAAUCAAAUCAUCUUCCUUGACCUCCCAUUCUCUGCCAUCUGCCCACAACAACAGUGUGAAGGAUGGAGGGAGAUACUGAGAAAGAGACAGCAGAGGAGAAGGAGAGUGAUGACACAGAGCUGUCUGGUGAGGAAAGGGCGGGGCGACUUCAUCAGAAUGGAGGAUCCUCGGAGGACGACCAGGACCUACCCAUCAUGCAGUGGGGGGACCUGAGCCUGCGUAUCGCCGAGCUGGAGAAACAGGAGGAGGAGAGGAGGGAGAGGUUAAAGAGUACGAGUGGGUCGGAACAGGGGAGUGUGUCAGGGGGCUGGGCGGAGAAGAGGCAGGAUGGGCUGCGGAGGAGAGAGGAAUGGCAGGAGGAGGACUACGGAAGGUGUCGAGUAACUGUUGUCUCAUCUAGAUUCCACAACCACAAAAAUCUACAGUUAUGCUACACCAACAACAGUGAGAGCGAGGAUGGUGAUGAUGAGGAGGAGGGGGCUGGCAAAGAGGGUUCUAUAGAGGCAGGUAGCCGUGGUUACCAUCCCUCUGGCCUGAAGCUGGAGGUGAGGGCCGCACUGAGUGCGCUCAAAAACAAGCUGCUCGCUGAACAGAAAGAGAAGGAGCACCUCGCCUGCAGUAGUGUGAUCACUAAGAGGAAGCAUCUGGAAUGCUGUGACCUGCAGAUCUGCUCAAUACAGCAGCUCAACUCCAUCAGGACCUCACUUAACUAUGGCAUACACAACCUGAGCUCAGAGUUGGUGGGUCACCUGUUGAUAAGAGACCAGCUGAGGACCAAACAGGACGCCAUGCUCCUGGACGUACAGGAUCUGACAUAAUCCUGACCCACAGGUGCACAGGAUGUGACAUCAUCACUGCCAUGGACAGGGUACUAGGACAGGAAGUCAUUGUGACCAAUAGUGCAUAAAGUGAUUCUGUCCAGGAUUUGCCACUAUGAGACUGUCAGAAUUGUUGCCAUAGUAGCCUACUCAACAUGAUUUUUCAUAAAGGAGAAAUGUUGAGGAUGAACACUGAUGAGCAACAUCUUGGACCGGCGUCAUAAUACAAUCCAUAUUACACAGACAGGGUAUGGAUAACUUUCUCUUCAUCAUCCCCACCUGAUCUUGACCAGCAUAAUCUGCAUCAUCAUUAUUGGAGAGAGUACUGUAUUAGGACCUGUUUUGACUUAAGCAUGCACUUAACCAAAAAUAUUUCAUAUCAGAAAGAGGGUUUUAAGCCAUUUGUGAUGUUGUUUGAAACAUCUCUAAUAAUAUCUGACUCCUAGUCUGUUGCCUGUGGUAAGCAAGUCCUAUUUAUCUUGGGGGUGUCAGACGGAGAACCUUCACAGCCAUAGUGUAACCCAACAUUCAAUGAGUUAUAUCAUUUACAUAUGAGGGAUACCAGCUUUUGCACACGUUUUAUUGUGUAAACAUUGCAAUAUCCUUGACUUACUAAUAUAAGGGAAUUGUCCACUUAGAGCCUGUAUAAAACAAGCUAAGGAGUUACAUAUUCAGGCUAAAUGGAACUGUCCUGUAACCAUUUGGUUAUUUGUUGCUAAUUAUCCUCUAUUAUAAGUAAUAUAAGCAUCAUGUAGUUGUUGAUGUAAGGGAAUUGUCUGCAUAGUGCCAAUAAGCCUGUGGGUAUUGACAUGAUGUAUUCGGACUCUUAUGAUAUACCUAGGUGGUUUGCCGCCAUAACUAUAACUACCAUCAGCAUAGGAAACCACAAAGCUGCUAUUGGGUGAUUGAGUCCAUGCCAACAUAGGCCGAAAAUAUUUUGAGUUUCUCCGAUUGUUCUGGCAAUUCUCACAUAGAAACUUCAUUGGGAUGAAGGAUGUUUGAUGUGCUUUUUACAUUUGUAACAAUGAAGGAGAAGCUGAGGGAUUUCAAUUUUUGAAAUUCAUGAUGAAAGUGGUCAGUUUAGGCCCUUUGUAAACCUAUGCAUGACAACACCUUGGUGUCAUUAUACCCCUAAUAGCUCUAAAAUAUGGACUAUCGUUACAUUCUGAAAUACAAUUUUACACAGAAUUUAUUCAAGAUUAAAACUAUUAAUAUUAAUCUCAAAAGUGCCCUUUUUGAUUUUGUUCAUUUUUAGACAUUGUUUUAAACAAUAUACUCUACAAGUAUCACAUUUCCAGAGUGGGCUCUCUGCUACUUUUAAAGUUAUGAUUCAAAGGGAGCUUCUUCUGCUGGUGAUUUGCUGAAUGUGCAAUCCUACAGGAGGGCUGUGAUUGGUUAAUGACCUAUAAUGUCAAUU
Messenger RNA from Coregonus clupeaformis (lake whitefish), 2440 nucleotides. Its product is annotated as schwannomin-interacting protein 1. The transcript has 6 exons. The record is from RefSeq and is a predicted model, not a curated record. Gene Ontology annotation, biological process: positive regulation of hippo signaling. Gene Ontology annotation, cellular component: plasma membrane; cell junction. Lineage: Eukaryota; Metazoa; Chordata; Actinopteri; Salmoniformes; Salmonidae. Bases 268 to 1023 code for a protein of 251 amino acids.